This is a messenger RNA of Oppia nitens, 1097 nucleotides long. Its product is annotated as pre-mRNA-splicing factor CWC25 homolog. Gene Ontology annotation, biological process: mRNA splicing, via spliceosome. The transcript is spliced from 2 exons. The coding region runs from base 40 to 1020 and encodes 326 amino acids. Gene Ontology annotation, cellular component: U2-type spliceosomal complex. The record is from RefSeq and is a predicted model, not a curated record. Lineage: Eukaryota; Metazoa; Arthropoda; Arachnida; Sarcoptiformes; Oppiidae.
CCCAGAAAGAGAAAGUUUUCGUAAAUAUUGGAUCACAUUAUGAGUACAGAUAUUAACCAAAUUGAAGACACAAUGGGAGACAACAAAGGAAAACUUGAUUGGAUGUACAAAGGGGUCAGAGGUUUGGUUGAUAAUGAAGAUUAUUUGACGGGAAGAAAGAUAGACAAGACUUUUGAGAUCAUAUCGGCCGAAGAAAAUCCAACGAAAGGAGACUUAGAAGGUUUGGAGGGAUCAGUCCCUCAGUCGGUCUUUGACUUAGAGACCAAUACAAACACCAAUAAUAUGGUGACCGUAGACUUGGCCGCUAAGUUAAGAGAAGACCCGUUGUAUGAGAUUCGGCUCAAACAACGCGAACAAAGACGCAAACUAUUAGACAAUCCGUUAAAAAUGAAAAAACUCAAGAAUAUCUUGGAGUCAACACUAUCUGAUGAUAAAAAACAUAAGAAGAAACAUAAACAUAGACGAAGUGAUUCAGACAGCAGUGAUUCGCACCACAAAUCUGAUGGUAAGAGACAUAAAAGAGAUAAAAAUAGAGAUGAAAGAAGAAAUGAUCACAAAAAUAGUAGUAAUAGUCAUCGACAUCACAGACAAGACUCAUAUCGUGAUAGAGAUAGACAUACAAGGGAUUCAAGAGAACGAAUACUCGAUAAGAAGUUGAGUUCAAUUUAUAAAAGACAUGACUCGAGAAUUGAGAAGACAUUAAGCGACGAAAAGCAGAGAACAGAACAACAACAACAAAGUCGACCGAAGAAAUUGUCAGCCGAAGAGAUGGAAAAGAAGAGAUUAGAAAUGUUAGACAACGCUGUUUGGAGGGAAUGUCAGCGCAAAAGUAAUGUCAAAGAAUUUGCAAAUGAAGAGCAAAAAGAAAAAGAGUUCAAUGAAAGUGGAAAAUCUGCUCAAUUUAUAAAACCAUUACUAACGAAGGCUACGGAUGACACUUUGGAAGACAGGAUCAGACAGAAAAGGUUUAGUCAUCAAAAAGGACACAAUUCUAUGGACACUAAUUUUGCCAGAAGAUAGAUAUCAUUACUUUAGUUUUUCUAUAUAUUUUUUAAUAGUAUUAAAUCAUAAAUCCAUUGAAAUAUAUUUCAAUUUUU